Staurois parvus is the source of this 487-nucleotide messenger RNA. The record is from the annotation of a GenBank genome assembly. NCBI's taxonomy places the organism in Eukaryota, Metazoa, Chordata, Amphibia, Anura, Ranidae.
CAGUAUGACAUGCAGAUGAGUGCCGUCGAUCUUAGAAUCACCGCACACUUCACUCAUUUGGGCAGUCACGGGGCCAAAACCAGAGUGUGGAGCCACAGUGUGGCGGUGGAGGCAGCAGCAAUGGGAGGCCAUACAGCACCCUAUGACAAAAUGGAACCCACCAGCAGUGUGAGGAGACCUGAAAGUGGCACAUGGCAGAGUGUGGCGAUGAAGACAGCAGCAAUGGGAGGCCGUACAGGGACCCAUGACACACUCUGGACCUGGCAGCAGCAUGAGGAGGCGGUACAGGGGCCCAUGACAGAUUACGGGCCUGGCAGCAGCAGGCGGUGGAUGCAGCAGUGGGCGGGCGGCCUUGGUUAAAAAGCGGAAGCCGUCAGCAGCGUGAGCAGACGACAGAGGCACAUGGCGCAGGGUGGCGGUGGAGGCAGCAGUAUUCGGAAGCCAUACACAGGCCUAGGUUAAAAAGCGGAAGCCGUCAGCAGCGUGA